Messenger RNA from Megalobrama amblycephala (Wuchang bream), 1305 nucleotides. It is a transcript of the gene pnx, whose product is annotated as posterior neuron-specific homeobox. Gene Ontology annotation, molecular function: RNA polymerase II cis-regulatory region sequence-specific DNA binding; DNA-binding transcription factor activity, RNA polymerase II-specific. Gene Ontology annotation, biological process: cell differentiation; regulation of transcription by RNA polymerase II. NCBI's taxonomy places the organism in Eukaryota, Metazoa, Chordata, Actinopteri, Cypriniformes, Xenocyprididae. Gene Ontology annotation, cellular component: nucleus. The transcript has 2 exons. The record is from RefSeq and is a predicted model, not a curated record. Bases 435 to 1007 code for a protein of 190 amino acids.
UUUUUAAUUUAAUUUAUUCUCAUUUUACUUUAGUUUUAGUUUAAUUUAAACAUGCUCACCUCACAAAAAAUUUUUCUGGAAGACUUUAGUCGAUUAUUUAGCAUAACAACAGCUUCUCACACGCUCGACCACCGUAAAAUCACACAAUUGCAAAUAACGACAAGCACUGAUACAAAAAACUACACGGCUCUUCAGAAAAGGGCACAUUUUAACCAGAUGCAGGGCAAUAAAUGGCAAAGGAAGCGUGUCACCCACUGAGACACAUUCACAUGUUAAAGUGUGUAAAGGAGGAGUUUGAGGGUUUGGUUUAAACUCACUGAGGUCCUUUAACAUGUUAAUUUUACACGCGUCUGUUUGAGGUGUAUAUAAAGGUAUGGAGACAGUCAGAUAUCACAGUUCACAUUUACUCGCUGCUCUUGGAACAGACGGUCAGGAUGCAUGAAGAAACGGGCAAUUCUGCACUGCAGGGAAAAACCUCCUUUUCCAUCGCCGACAUUCUGGAUCCAUCCAAAUUCAACGGGAUGCAUCAGGAGAUGCAGAGAGACGUCAAGACUCGGGAAAGCUCAAUUAAACCUGUAAAUAAAGGCACUGUCAAGACAACUUCUUCUCAGGACACAACAGCUUCAAACAUCCCCAGCGUUUCUGGCACAAAAGGAAAGUCGAAGCGCAUCCGCACUGCGUUCACACUGGAUCAGCUGCGCAUCCUGGAGCGAAGCUUCCAGAACAGCCACUAUCUGUCUGUGUUUGAGCGCCACUGCAUCGCCACAGCCCUCCAUCUGUCCGAAACACAGGUCAAGAUCUGGUUUCAGAACCGACGCACCAAAUGGAAGAAGGAGCAAGAAGGUCAAGAAGGAGAGGAGCAGAACCAUUGCGAACCUCCUGCGUUUGUGCAGAACUCUUUUCUGUACACACUACCUGGACAUCACGCAAAUCCUGUGCAUUAUUACACACCACAAACACCUUACCUGAACCCAUCUUACCAUCACCAGACCCUCAUGAUGUUCUGAUCCACUUCUAUAAGCAUCAGAGAAACUUUUUAGUGUCUAGUUCUUUAGAGUGUUAAACAACAAAACCGAUGUACUGAUCUAAUGAAACAUCAAUAACUUUUUAAUCCCUAGAAGUUUUUGAUUUGAAGUUCUUUGCUCUAAAGAACCAUUGAAGAAAGGCUAUUUUUAAUAGUGAAUGAAUGAACACCAGCAAUAUAUUUAAUGUGAUAUUUAAUUUUUGUAACCAUUGUCAUAAUAUUUAUGUCUUUGACCAUUAUAUUUAUACCACAUUUUAAAUGCAUGUAUUUGUAAUAUUACA